AUUAGGGGAGAGCUACAUUCGGAAAAAAAGCUGCCAGCCCUCACCUUUAUUUUUUGUAUUAAUCUCUAAGGAUUUAGGCAAGUUCUUACAGAUAAAUCCAUUUCCCCCGUUUCAGGAAGGGCUUGCCUUGUAGUAGUCACCACAUCCCACAUCCCAUAGCCCAUUGGAACUGUUCCCCAGUGUCACCAGAUGUUGGUUUACAGAGACCCUGCUGGGGAUCAUUCCUCCUAAGCAUGGCAUUUAGCAUAAGUUUUUUGAGCCUGAGGAAAAUAUACCUAGCAAUAGCUGAUUGAAGAAAGCUAUGUUCCUGCUAAAUAUCAGGUCUGGUUAAGGAAUAAUUCCAGGAAGCAGAAAGACUUUGCCACUACAAAGGAAAGUUCACGUAAUUCUUAACAUUAACAUUAUGUGGUAUUACUGUGAGUAAUAAUAAGUGUCUCAAAAGUCUAUCUCAGUCACCUGCAGGCCCCCAAUGAAGACGACACCCCAGGGUUGCCAGUCCAGACUGCCAGACAACACUGCCUUGAAGCAGCAGCAACUGCCGGCGUACCGGCUGCAGCUCUCUGCCACCGGCGUACUCUCUGGCUUUUUCGCCACAGGAGUGUUCUGCCUUGGCGUGGGCAUCAUCCUUAUAUUGUCUGCAAAGAGCAUCAAGGAAAUAGAGAUUAAUUACACAAAAAUCUGUGCAAAUUGUGCAAAACUGCGGGAAAAUGCCGUGAAUUUUGACAAAGAAUGCACCUGCUCUAUUCCCUUUCACAUUCCAGAGACAAUGCAGGUUUUGGCUCAUUCCCACCUCAAUAAGGCCUGCACUGGCCAUCCUGUUUCAUGCUACAACCUGUCUACUCACCCACCCUGCACUACCGAUCCUUGUUACCUGCUGGAAUUUCAGUUUUUCCAUAGUGCUCACCACCUUCUAACAUACUGUGGUAAUGUUUAUAUGUACUACAAAUUGUAUGGCUUCUAUCAGAACCUCUAUGGAUAUAUUCUAUCCAGAAGUAAUAGCCAACUGCUGGGUACAGAUGUAAAGGAUGUUGGAAGCUGUGCUCCGUUCAGAGAGUCCCACAAUGGGACCCCCAUCGCUCCUUGCGGUGCUAUCGCCAACAGCAUAUUCAAUGACACCAUUAUUCUUUCAUACAACCUUAAUUCAUCUAUACAUAUCAAAGUCCCAAUGCUAAGGAGUGGAAUUACAUGGUGGACAGAUAAGUAUGUCAAGUUUCGGAAUCCCAGUUCCAAUAAUCUUUCUAGUGCAUUUGCAGGAACCACAAAGCCUCCAUACUGGCCUAAGCCUGUCUACGAACUGGAUGAAGAGGAUCCAGGGAACAAUGGCUUCAUCAACGAUGACUUCAUCGUGUGGAUGCGGACGGCUGCCUUUCCCACUUUCAAAAAACUGUAUCGUCGACUCAGUCGAACACAGUGUUUUAUUGAAGGUUUGCCUGCUGGUAAUUAUAGUUUCAACAUAACCUACAACUUUCCAGUAACAAGGUUCCGAGGAGAAAAAUCAGUUGUUCUUUCCACCCUGACGUGGAGCGGAGGCCGCAGCCUUUUCUUAGGUCUCGCCUACACAGUGACCGGAGCCGUGACGUGGCUGGCCACCUUUUCCAUGAUGGCAGCUCACCUGAUGCUGAAAGAAAGGAAAAUGUUCUUCUCCCAGCAGUAACGUCAAGCUUUAGAAAGAAAAGCAGAAAACACAGAAAUGGACAGUGAA
Messenger RNA from Diceros bicornis minor, 1702 nucleotides. RefSeq names its product cell cycle control protein 50C-like. Gene Ontology annotation, biological process: phospholipid translocation. Gene Ontology annotation, cellular component: plasma membrane; Golgi apparatus; endoplasmic reticulum. Lineage: Eukaryota; Metazoa; Chordata; Mammalia; Perissodactyla; Rhinocerotidae. Bases 470 to 1654 code for a protein of 394 amino acids. The record is from RefSeq and is a predicted model, not a curated record. The transcript has 8 exons.